This is a messenger RNA of Clupea harengus (Atlantic herring), 1601 nucleotides long. RefSeq names its product chromobox 8a (gene cbx8a). Gene Ontology annotation, cellular component: PRC1 complex; chromatin. Gene Ontology annotation, biological process: negative regulation of transcription by RNA polymerase II. The record is from RefSeq and is a predicted model, not a curated record. Gene Ontology annotation, molecular function: chromatin binding. NCBI's taxonomy places the organism in Eukaryota, Metazoa, Chordata, Actinopteri, Clupeiformes, Clupeidae.
GUUCGGUUGAGUAUUAUGGGCUGGGUGAAAGCACAGAGGCAAAGGUGGCGAGAAGGGAGAUAUACCAGACCAGCUAAAGGGCUGCGACACUGAAGUAAACAUGGAGCUAUCCGCGGUCGGAGAGCGAGUCUUUGCGGCCGAAUCCAUAAUCAAACGGCGCAUAAGACGAGGUCGGAUGGAAUAUCUGGUGAAAUGGAAAGGCUGGUCUCAAAAAUACAGCACAUGGGAACCAGAAGAAAAUAUUUUGGACGAACGUCUCUUUGCCGCUUUCGAAGAGAGAGAACGUGAACGGGAGCUUUAUGGACCGAAAAAGAGAGGUCCAAAACCUGAAACUUUCUUGAUGAAGGCAAGAGCAAAGGCUAAAGGAAAAUCAUAUGAAUUCCGAAGAGAGAUGUCACGAGGAAUGCAUGUUUCAUAUCCUGUUGCUGAACCUGUCAUAACUCCAAGAGCGCGUGAGGGUCUACGUACUGUGGUACCUACAAUAUUUCCACCAAGCACCGUCAACAGAGGAGAAAGUGUCCGACCGCAGGAGUUGGAGAGAAGACCUAGACCAACCGGUUCGCCUAUGAGAGUUACUGACAGCUUUGUGAGCACACCCAAGAAAAGAGGGCCAAAACCUAAGUUAAGGUUCAACGUUAAUGCGAGCAGCUGCGCUUACACAGAGGUCUCAAAGAGGAGGUCAGACGAGCAGAUUGCCUACGGCACUUCUAAAAUGGGAAGGUAUGGUCAUCGUGAAGGUGAAAUGUCAGACUGCAGCGUUACUCAAAUGACUGAAAGAUUUAAACCGAACUUUAAAAAAACGAUGGUGGCUGCAACCAGCGGUUACCAUCUUAUCCAGGCGUCUGCUCUCAGCAAACCAAGACAGGAUAUUCAGGGCCACAGAACUGUUAAGGAAUGUUCAAGUGAAACAUUGCAGCAGUCGAAAGGCCACAAUCCAAGCAGGCCUCAUUCAUAUGAGGAUGAUGAGUUAGAGACUGAACAGUCUGGUUCAAAACAACCAGUGCCGAGUAUUUUUGGAGAUCAGUCUAAUGAAUCCUGGCGUCCAUCCAUCUCAAACAUGGAGAAAGUUGUUGUCACAGAUGUUACGAGUAAUUUUUUAACAGUUACCAUUAAAGAAAGUACUACAGACAAAGGCUUUUUCAGAGAAAAAUGAGUUGACUUCGCUUUGACAUGAGUAUAGAGGCCUAUCGACCAUGUAUAUAGACAUUGCACCUUUUCUGCUUGAUUUCAAAGCUGAUUUAUCAUUAUUAAUUUUCUAUCAAUUUCGCACUUGUACAGCUUACAUAGAUCUUAGUCAUGCAUAGUGUAAAUAUGUAUCUACCUUUACGUGUACAUUGACCUUUUCUAUGGAAAAUGUUAUUUUUUUAGUGAGUUAAUCUGUUUGAGAUUGAGUGUUCAUUUAUUUCCCCUUGUGUACACUGCUACUGACAACUUUAUUAAUUUUCUUUAACUUGUAACAACGAGCACUUUUAUUCAAAUGAUAUUUAGGCUGACGAGUAAUAUUCUCAUAUUCUUAUAUUGUCUUCAGUUAUAUGACCUUAUCAUUGUGUACCAGCGCUGUAAAGGUGUUACUGUAUUAAAGCACAAAUUGUGGGUCCAGA